This is a messenger RNA of Pieris napi, 1524 nucleotides long. It is a transcript of the gene Cwc25, whose product is annotated as pre-mRNA-splicing factor CWC25 homolog. NCBI's taxonomy places the organism in Eukaryota, Metazoa, Arthropoda, Insecta, Lepidoptera, Pieridae. Gene Ontology annotation, cellular component: U2-type spliceosomal complex. The coding region runs from base 39 to 1448 and encodes 469 amino acids. Gene Ontology annotation, biological process: mRNA splicing, via spliceosome. The record is from RefSeq and is a predicted model, not a curated record. The transcript has 4 exons.
AUUUUGUUUUAACUGUGUUCUAUGCAAAGUAAAAGAACAUGGGUGGUGGAGACCUGAACUCUAAGAAAUCAUGGCAUCCAAAUACUAUGAAAAAUCAAGAACGGGUUUGGAAAGCGGAAAAAGUAGCUGCCGAAGAGAAAAAGCGUAUACUGGAAUUGCAGCAAGAACGUGCCCAAGAAAAAGAUCGUCAGGAACUUAAUGAACUGGCAAGAAAAAAUGCAGCAAAUAAUUCAGAUAAUCGUUUGGAUUGGAUGUAUAAUAAACCUGAUAAACAGGUUCAACAUGAGGAAUACCUCCUCGGUAAAGCUAUUGACAAGAAUUUUGAGCAACAUGGAAAACCAGAGCAUAGUGAAAUUCCAGCAGUUGCUCGUAGAGUUGUGGGCUCAAGCAUGCUGUCAGCAGCUAGUGAUGUCCAAGUUGAUUUAGCUCGUAAGAUACGUGAGGAUCCACUACUGUUGGUAAAGGAACGAGAGAGAGCAGCUAGGGCAGCUCUGUUAAAUAAUCCUGUACAGCGUAAAAAGCUUACCGAGCUGUUACGUAAAGAACAAGAGCAGAAGAAAGGACAUAAGGAAAAAAAGAAACACAAAAAGAAGGAUAAAGAUUUAGAUAACAUGUUAGCAGCAAAACUUACAGCAUUGAGUUCUAACAAAAUUGAUUUGGCUAAACUUUUAGAGUCAGAUGAUUCUUCUGAUGACGAUUCCUCAAUAGAAGAAAAGUCUAAGAAGAAGAAAAAGAAAAGUAAGUCAAAAAACAAAAAUAGUGAUAAAUCACGUAAAAAGAAUAAAACAGAAAAGUCUAAGUCUAAGAAGCACAAAACCAAAAAUGACAGUUCUUCUGAUAGUGAUGAAAGUACAGAUACUGGUCAAAAACAAAGUAGAAAACGUAGUAGUUCUGGAGAUAAUGAGUCCGUACCACAUAAUAAAAAACAAAGAAACGAAAGUCCUGAACAAUAUUCACCUGAUAACAGACAAAAUAUUAGGCAUGAACCUCAAUAUAAACGAUAUUAUGAUUAUGAAUCGAGUCAAAGACAAUUUAAUAAGGUAAGUAGAGACAGGAAUGAAGAUAAAUAUGUUUCAAAUAAAUAUAGACAUCACAGUGAAGCACAAAGUAAUAGAGAAACUAAAAGAUGUAGCCCUAUCAGAAAGGUGAAUAGGAAUGAGAAGUCAAAUGAACAAUCAAGAAGUAAGAAGGGCCUAAGUGAUGCAGAAAAAGCAGCCAGAUUAGCUGAAAUGGUUGCAGCUGGGGCUGAAAGAGAAAUACAAAGGGGGCGCCGUGUUGCAGAACAAAAAGAAGAAAAUAAAGCAGCGGAAAAGGCUGCUGCUUCACGAAUGCCAUCACGGAAUGAAGCAAGGGCUAUUCCAGACUCACUAGAAAGUCGAAUCCACUCAAAUAGACAUUACAUUCAACGAAAUGAAAAACACAUGAGCGAAAACUUUGCAAGACGGUGAUGACUUCAAAGGAUAAAUGAAUCAAGAUUUAAAAUCAAAACGUUUUUAUUACAUAAUAAAUAGUUUAUGAUAUUAA